AUGUCUGAUAACAAAUCCAGGAGGAAACCAUUUUACAAUAACCAUGUAAGGCGGUCUCGGGCAAUUGGAUGCAGUGCAGUGGCAUCCGCAGCCGGUGUAGUCAUGCGUAGCGCCUCGCAGCAGGUGUAUGGGACAGAGACCGCGGAGGCGCUGUGUUCAAAUACUAAGUUGACGAAGCGGCUUCUCGACUUCCAUUUGAAACGAGGCCGCUGGAAGUCUAAAAAGAGACGACCAUUGAAGAUCGAAGACUUUUUAGACAACGGUUUGAAGCAUAUAAGGUCCGGCAUAUAUGCCGGCAGUCAAGAUGAUCGACCAAUUCGAUGCUCGAUGAGGGGGAUCAAGCAUCUCUACUACGUAUCACCAAGGGUGUUAUGCAUGUGCAGGUGGUGUAGCUUGAGGCCCAGCCCGCUACGUUCGGAAAUCACCACCUACUCUGACGAUGAGUCGAUGUACCUACAGCUGUUGGGUCGGUGGAAUGCCGGCUACUUCCAAUACUGCGGCGACGAGGUAUAUGGGCGGCAGCACAACUCUCUCAUCAGGAUGCUGUAA
This is a messenger RNA of Eremothecium gossypii ATCC 10895, 549 nucleotides long. Its product is annotated as AGL290Cp. The transcript has a single exon. Bases 1 to 549 code for a protein of 182 amino acids. The record is from RefSeq and is marked provisional. NCBI's taxonomy places the organism in Eukaryota, Fungi, Ascomycota, Saccharomycetes, Saccharomycetales, Saccharomycetaceae.